Conger conger (European conger) is the source of this 2510-nucleotide messenger RNA. Its product is annotated as phospholipid phosphatase-related protein type 3-like. Lineage: Eukaryota; Metazoa; Chordata; Actinopteri; Anguilliformes; Congridae. The record is from RefSeq and is a predicted model, not a curated record. Gene Ontology annotation, biological process: phospholipid metabolic process; phospholipid dephosphorylation; signal transduction. Gene Ontology annotation, molecular function: phosphatidate phosphatase activity. The transcript has 8 exons. The coding region runs from base 555 to 2510 and encodes 651 amino acids.
CACACACACUCGCGCACACACUCAUACACACACAGCGCGCACACUCUCACGCGGACACACAAUCCAUCCCUCCCUCCACGUUUUUGGCCUCGCUUUGGAGGAGACCCUCCGGAGAUACUACCCUGAUAACCGUGUACCGCUGCUCGCGUUUGAUACAGCAGCCCUCGUAUGGGUUCAGGGUAUUGGAGACGGUUUUUAUUUUAAUUUAUCCAAAAACCCAACCCCAAGCGCCGGAGGCUGAGUGGAGAGGGGGGUUCCCUUUACGGCUGUUUGGAAGCAGCACCACAAUCUAAGCCGCACUUUAAAAUGUUUUAAUUAGAAAUAAAAAAAGACCUGCAACUAUUGGAAAUCGCAAAACGCUACAGCAAAACGGCACUCGACAACGGCUUCGCGUGCUCGGUCGGUGACGUGGGGGUAAGAGCGUGAAAUGGAUUGAGUUGCAGCGAAAGAGAAUCUGGAGCAUCUCACACGCGCUCACACACAUCUAAGACGAACGCCAGAAGGGAGUCUCGCUCGUUUUACGAGGUCCACACAUUGUGCGAGAGAGCUCCAGGAUGAUCUCACCGAAAGACCAGCCCAAGAAGAGGCCCCCGAAAGACAGCAUGACCCUCCUGCCCUGCUUCUAUUUCGUAGAGCUGCCGAUCGUGGCGUCCUCCAUGGCCUCUCUGUACUUCCUGGAGCUGACGGACGUGCUGCGCCCCGCACAGGCCGGGUUCCACUGCCGCGACCGCGCCCUCAGCAUGCCCUACGUGCAGGGCUCCGAGGAGCUGCUGCCCCCCCUGCUGCUGCUCAGCCUGGCCUUCGCUGGCCCGGCCGCCGCGAUCAUGUUGGGGGAGGGGCUUCUGUACUGCCUGCAGUCUUGGCUGAAGCUCCGCCCUCGCUCUGAGGUCAACAUCAAUGCUGGGGGCUGCAACUUCAACUCCUUCCUGCGCAGAACCGUGCGAUUUGUGGGAGUGCAGAUAUUCGGGCUCCUAGCGACCGCGUUGGUGACAGAUGUGAUGCAGCUGGCCACAGGCUACCACACACCCUUCUACCUGACUGUGUGCCAGCCUAACUACACCCUGCCUGGGGUGUCCUGUGAGAGGAACUCUUACAUCACCCGGGACAUCUGCUCCGGACCCGACCUGCACGCCAUCCUGGCCGCUAGGAAAAGUUUUCCAUCCCAGCAUGCAACACUUUCAGCCUUUGCAGCUGUUUAUAUCUCCAUGUACUUUAACUCCACGCUCUCAGACAGCACCAGGCUGUUGAAACCGGUUCUGGUGUUUGGGUUCUGCAUGGCAGCGGUUCUGGCGGGCCUGACCCAGGUGACGCAGCACCACAGUCACCCCACUGACGUCUACGCUGGGUUCCUCAUCGGGGCUGCCAUCGCUGCCUACCUGGCUCUGUAUUCUGUGGGGAAUUUCCAGUCUCCGGCCCCGCCCCCCCAGCCCCCCCCGCCCCCCCCGCCCCCGGCCCGUGAGGACGCUCUGCGGACGCUGCUGCAGAGAGGCCACGCCUCCGUGUACCACAAGGGCGGGGCCUGCGGGAGCGGCGAGGAGCCGCGGCGGGGGGCGGAGCCGCGGAGGCAGGCGCGGCGGGAGAAGGUGUCGAGCGCGGACGUGGAGCUGCUGGCUCCCCGCGGCUCCAUGGGGAAGGAGACCAUGGUGACCUUCAGCAACACGCUGCCGCGCGUCGGCUGCCCCGACAACGCCCGCCGCCCGCUCACCUUCCUGGCCCCGCCCCUCGGCCCGCUGGCGUCCGAGUGGAAGCAGAGGUCCCUGGAGUUUUGGGGGGCGGGGCCGGGGGAGGAGCCAGAGUUGGACAGGGAGGGGGUAGGGGAACGGUCGGCCACGCCCUCGCCGCUCUACCCCGGGCGUGGGGGGGGGGUCGCCAUGGCGACAGUGUCCACGCCGCCGCGGGCCGUCGCCCCGCCCCUGCUGCACAUCCCCGAGGAGGCGGGCGCCCCCCCCCUGAGCCCGGUGCCCCAUGGAGCCGCCGCCACGCCGGGCCGGAGUGAGCAGGGCGGGGCUGCAGGGAGCGUGCUCACGUUGGGCGGGGCUUCAGGGAGCGUGCUCACGGUGGGCGGGGCUGCAGGGGCCACGCCCGGUCCGUUCCGGCCCCCCACGCAGCCACGCGUGGCGCAGGUCAUCGCCAUGUCCUCGCCCCGCCCCUCGGACACGCCCUCCUCCUCCUCCUGCGCCUCCUCCACCUGCAGCUCGGAGUCGGCCUGUGGCCACGCCCCCCAUCGCAUCCUCACCAUCAACGCCCACGCCCCGCACCACCCCCUCGUGCCCGGCCCCGCCCCCCCCUCUCCCGCCAACGGGGCCCCCUGGCCCCACCUGCGCCAGCUCGGGCCGGCCAGGAGCCUCUCCCCCGCCCAGGAGCCGCCCGAAGCCCCACCCCCCUGCGUGGGGAUUGGCCAGCGAGCGCUGAGCGUGGAGAGGGCGGGGCUUACGGAGAGAGCCCUGCUGGGCGGGAUCCCUCCCCCACAAUCAGCACUGAGGGGAUCCCUCCCCCACAAUCAGCACUGA